Molecule: messenger RNA, 729 nt
Organism: Linderina pennispora
Lineage: Eukaryota; Fungi; Kickxellomycota; Kickxellomycetes; Kickxellales; Kickxellaceae
Exons: 2
Coding region: 1-729 (242 amino acids)
Cellular component (GO): membrane
Source: RefSeq, a predicted model, not a curated record
AUGGACGCAGAGACGCUGUUCAGGUCGUACGCGCAGAUAUCCGACCUGCCGCCAAAGACACAGCGCCAGGUUCUGGACGUCUACCUGACACUGGCAUCGACCGUGGCCUCGGCCAUCAUGGGCACAUACGUGUCCUUGCACACCAACUUCAUCCAUCCAUUACUGGCCUCCAUUCUGCUUAUGCGACCGACAAAGGACAACCUGACACUGCGUCGCACCUUGCUGUGGACGUCGGGCUACAUGACCGGCGCCCUGCUGAUGCCGCUGUGCUCGGAAUUCCUGUAUCACAACCCUGGAAUUCUGUACGGCGCCAUGGGGUCGGCUGCCGUGCUGUUUGCGUCGUUUGCUCUGGGCGUUGUGAUGUCGACUCGCCGCCAGGUCAUUUACAUGAUCGGUGUGGUGGCAUUUGCUUUGGGCUCGGUGGCGUGGGUCAGUCUGGUGAAUUUCUUCUUCCCGACCCGGCUGCUUCUGACCGCUGAGAUGUACUUGGCGCUGGCCAGCACUUGCGUGUACGUGGUGCUGCAUACGCAGCUGAUGCUCGAUGAGGCGCGGCUCGGUGACCUGGAUCCGGUGGCACAUGCCCUGGUGUUUUUCAAUGACUUGGUACGCUUGUUUGUCCAGAUUCUGGCCAUCAUGGCCAAGAAUGAGCGCAGUAGGGAGGAGGAGGAGGACUCGAGACGCCGCCGCCGAAAGAGCGGCCGGACGAGCCACCGCAGCACUGCCUACUGA